Messenger RNA from Penicillium cosmopolitanum, 1185 nucleotides. Its product is annotated as class I SAM-dependent methyltransferase. Bases 1 to 1185 code for a protein of 394 amino acids. The record is from RefSeq and is a predicted model, not a curated record. NCBI's taxonomy places the organism in Eukaryota, Fungi, Ascomycota, Eurotiomycetes, Eurotiales, Aspergillaceae. The transcript has a single exon. Gene Ontology annotation, molecular function: methyltransferase activity.
AUGCUCGAACCCGUCCACGAAAAUGGCCGCCGCUACUGCGACUCAACCUACUUCAUGCCAAACGACGAAACAGAACUAACAAGACUAAACAUCCUACAUCAAAUCUACCUAAUCCUACUAGACGGACACCUAACAACCGCACCCUUCCGGAGCAAUCCGCAAUCAUCGCCGCGAAUUUUAGACAUCGGCACCGGGCCAGGAGACUGGGCGAUCGAAAUGAGUGCUGAAUUUCCCAAUGCGGAAAUUAUCGCGUCGGAUAUUGGGAUCUUUGAUUCGGGAUUGGGACAGCUUGAGCUGCCGAAUGUGGACUUUCAACUUGCAGAUGCGCAGUCUGAGUGGACGUACCAUGAACCGUUUGAUUUGGUGCAUAUGCGUGGUCUUUCGGGGGCUUUUGCGGAUUGGGGUCGCAUUUAUCAGCAGGCUUUUGCGCAUUUGAAGCCGGGGGGUUUUAUUGAGGUUGCGGAUGCGGAUCCGGCGGGUGAUACUAUUUGUUUCUGUCGGGAGUCUGGCAAUGGGGAUGAGGUUGAGGUUGAGGUUGAGGGUAUGCGGGAUCUAGAUUUGGACUCGGAUGAGGACGACGACGACGACGACGAUUCGGACUCAGAACCAGAACCAGAACCAGAACACGAGUCAAAGUCAGAAUCACAGCCAACCCCAACCCCAACCCAAACAAACCUCCAAAAAUACACCACCGCCCUCCGAACCGCCGCAAAAGAAGCAGGAUACCCCCGAGACCUAGAACACCUCCGCAAAACAGCCCUCACAGCAGCGGGAUUCGUCGACAUCAAGGUCAUAGAAAGAAAUAUCCCAAUCGGUCUAUGGCCAGCCGACAUCGGCGAGAAAACGCUCGGCAAAAUGACCCUAAUCGCGCUGUUGGAAGGUCUGGAAGCGUACGCUUUACGACCGCUGACGGGGUCUGGGAAAUGGAGUCUGGAUGAGGCGCGGGCGCUUUGUGAAUUGGUUAAGGAGGAGGUUCUUGCUGCUGAGGGGUUGAGGGUUAAAGUUAGAGUUGUGACGGGGAGGAAACCUGUUUCGUUUGCGCAGAAGAGGAAGGAUGUUCUUGCGAGGGCUAGGGCCAGGGCGAGGUUUUUUAGGGAGAAGGGGACUGUGCCCGGGGAUGGGGAUGGGGAUGGGGAGGGUGUCGAUUGGGAUUUUGGGGAGAAGGAUCAUCAUGAUCCAUCGUGA